Messenger RNA from Halichondria panicea, 832 nucleotides. Its product is annotated as G patch domain-containing protein 4-like. Gene Ontology annotation, cellular component: nucleolus. Gene Ontology annotation, molecular function: nucleic acid binding. Lineage: Eukaryota; Metazoa; Porifera; Demospongiae; Suberitida; Halichondriidae. Bases 55 to 708 code for a protein of 217 amino acids. The transcript is spliced from 6 exons. The record is from RefSeq and is a predicted model, not a curated record.
UUUUAUGUUGAGUCAGCAGAAAACUUGUCAGUGGGCAGGGCUGCUUGCUUGGUGAUGCUGAGUCAGCACAACUGUGCCUCACCAUGUGGCUGUGUUUCAAGCCACUGUAAAGAGAUGGAUUUUGCUAGAAAACAGCUCCAAAAGUAUGGUUGGAAAGAAGGUCAAGGGCUUGGCAAAACUGAGAGUGGUAUAGCUAAACCAAUCAAGGUUGGAAUCAAGAGAGAUCAUGCUGGUGUUGGAGCUGUUCCUGGGGAGGAAUAUACUAGCGACUGGUGGAGCAGUCUCUUCAACAAGGCUGCCAGUAACAUAUUAGUAGUUGACGGACAGGAUACUGUGGAACUGAAGACAGGUGCAGAUUCUGGUGUUUGCCUCAAGAAGAGACACUACGGCAAACAUCGUUCAUCUCUCCUAUACGGAGGGUUUGUAGACGCCGCUACAAAGUCACAUGAUGUAGGUCUAGUGACGAAUGAUAAGGACUUGAGCAAAGAGGUUGUGCCAAAGAAAUUGAUUCAAGAGAGUAUCUCCGAUGAUGCUUUAAUUCGCGCUUGUGAAGGACGAACUGGACACAAGGCUGCCAGACACGGAUUAAAACUGUGUGGAAAAUUAAAGAGACUGAGAGAGCAAGAGGGAAAGCAAACUGAGAUGAUACAUAAGAAACAAAAAACACACAAGUGUGAACACUUUCUCAAUAGAACUGAAUCUUUUUAAUCUAGCGAUUCUAUUAUUUUGUUCUUAAAUAUUAUUUAUUGACGAACAGAAAUCAUUCACUCUAGGAUCGAUAUCAUGGAAGUAUGAUAGGGAAGUAAUUUAAUUGAUAAUUAUAUAAAUACCA